AUGUUGACAGUGAAACUUGGUUCACCAAAAAAAAGUAUUGCUAAACCAAUCAUACUGGACAAUGGUAUUGCUGGCCUUCUCCCAGAUAUUACUCAACCUAAAUCUAAACUCAAAGAAGUUUCUUCAAAAGGUCAAAAGGGUCUGUUGUGUACAGCAUACACUGAUGGCUAUACAGCGUACUCUGAUGGCUAUACAGCAUACUCUGAUGGCUAUACAGCACACUCUGAUGGCUAUACAGAAUACUCUGAUGGCUAUACAGCAUACUCUGAUGGCUAUACAGCACACUCUGAUGGCUAUACAGCAUACUCUGAUGGCUAUACAACACACUCUGAUGGCUAUACAGCAUACUCUGAUGGCUAUACAGCAUACCCUGAUGGCUAUACAGCAUACCCUGAUGGCUAUAUAGCAUACUCUGAUGGCUAUAUAGCAUACUCUGAUGGCUAUAUAGCAUACUCUGAUGGCUAUACAACACACUCUGAUGGCUAUAUAGCAUACUCUGAUGGCUAUAUAGCAUACUCUGAUGGCUAUAUAGCAUACUCUGAUGGCUAUAUAGCAUACUCUGAUGGCUAUACAACACACUCUGAUGGCUAUAUAGCAUACUCUGAUGGCUAUAUAGCAUACACUGAUGGCUAUACAGCAUACUCUGAUGGCUAUACAACACACUCUGAUGGCUAUACAGCAUACUCUGAUGGCUAUACAGCAUACUCUGAUGGCUAUAUACAUACUCUGAUGGCUAUACAGCACACUCUGAUGGCUAUACAUCAUACUCUGAUGGCUAUACAGCAUACUCUGAUGGCUAUAGCAUACUCUGAUGGCUAUAUAGCGUACUCUGAUGGCUAUACAGCAUACACUGAUGGCUAUACAGCAUACUCUGAUGGCUAUAUAGCAUACUCUGACGGCUAUACAGCAUACACUGAUGGCUAUACAGCGUACCCUGAUGGCUAUACAGCAUACUCUGAUGGCUAUAUAGCAUACUCUGAUGGCUAUAUAGCAUACUCUGACGGCUAUACAGCAUACACUGAUGGCUAUACAGCGUACCCUGAUGGCUAUACAGCAUACUCUGAUGGCUAUAUAGCAUACUCUGAUGGCUUCACAGCAUACUCUGAUGGCUUCACAGCAUACUCUUGA
Molecule: messenger RNA, 1128 nt
Organism: Saccoglossus kowalevskii
Lineage: Eukaryota; Metazoa; Hemichordata; Enteropneusta; Harrimaniidae
Product: DNA-directed RNA polymerase II subunit 1-like
Source: RefSeq, a predicted model, not a curated record